AUGACGGUGACAAUGGCUAACAAGUCUCUGGGAAAAGUCUACGAGAGAGAAGCAGUACAUUUCUCCAUUGAAGUUGUUAUGAAAGCUUAUUUUUUCACCCACUCUAUAUGGAAAUUUCUACCAUUUCUUUUACCCUCCUUCCUCUCCUUUCUCAUCUUCCCUUCCUCAUCGUUGGCCCUCCUGAUUUCCGAUGUAGCCACUGUGUCGAUUCCAAAGGUCACUACACAAGUACAAGCACCUUCCAAGCAAACCUUAAUAUCCUUCUCUCACACCUCACUUCCGACGCCAAAAUCAACAACUGUGGCUUCAUCGAUAUCUCUCAUGGCGAAAAUCCUGACCGAGUUAAUGCGAUUGGGCUGUGCAGAGGUGGGGUUACGCAAGACGAACGCCAAAGUUGCCUCAGGAAUGCGUCAAUUAUUCUCCCAAAGUUGAGUCCAAUACAGAAGGAAGCAAUGGGAAGCUCUGGUGAAUGUACUCUACGAUACUCAAAUUAUUCAGUAUCACAGGUGUUGGAAUCUGAUUCUCUGCUCCGUUUAGUAUCGCACUGCCUCUUUUAUGAUCCCGUAACUGAUGGUUCGCCAAAACCUUAUUCUCCAUCGUCACAAGGUAUGUACCAGUCAACUGACCCUGAGAAAAUUUGGUCCCCUGACAAGAUGACGAUAAGUUUGAUGGAGAAAGAUUUCUGCUUCUUUAAGUCUGCUUUCAUCUAUCUGUUUCCUUGUAAUCUUUAUCUCCGCCUCAAAUGGUAACUCUCUGCUGGGAAUUUCCCUUCCAUUUAUGAAAGGAAAGGGUGCAUUUUUGUCACAGUCACAGAUAUAACAUUAAGCUUCAAAACUUAUGUUCUUGAAGAUCUUUUGGGAACUUUUUCUUUUCCGGAAAGAACAAGACAUUACUAACAGUUGUCGCUAUAGUUGUGCCUAUUCUUGCCUCUAUUGUGCUGCUUUUUGUCGUUUGGGUCUUCGUAAGAGAAAGAAUGAACCGAAGAAGACAUACUCAAAGUAAGUUUACAUAUUUAUUUUCUUAUUGCCCACAAUCUAGAUGUAAAUCAAGGCAUGAUUAAAUUUCUUUCAGCUUUUGAAAGAGACAGAAAGAGGAGGAAAGUGAGACCUACUUGAGGUUCUAAUUUCUCCCUCUUACUCAUCCAUUCAUUUGCAAUGGCAAAUUUCAGUUUUUGUCACUAUGAACCUUCCAGAGGUGGGGUUCCCCUUUUCUUUUACACUUGUCUUCCAUUUUUUCCUCCUGAACAUCUGGGAAUUCAAAUCCACUAUUUAUUAGGAUCCUGUUACGAAAGGGAAAAUAGAAAGAAGAGAAAGAGUUGAAUCUCACUUUUUUUAUCCGUAUUUCAUUUAUUCUCUCAUACAAGAGUUAAUCUUGGUACAUUCUGAACUAAAUUUGAUUUGAAGAACUAGCUUAAAUUCCUAUUUCUUGGCGAAUCUGAAGUUGACAAUGCCACUGAACUUGCUAAGUCAAUACAAUGUGCAUUUCAGACCAUCGAAGCUGCUACUGAUAACUUCUCCAAUGAAAACAAGCUUGGACAAGGUGGAUUUGGACAUGUUUACAAGGUAAAGAGAGAUAUAAAACUCACGUUGAGGGCUGUAUGUAUGUGUUCUCAAGGUUGAAUAUUGAUGCAUCCUAGUUGUUGGCCAACUUCAGGGUAGGCUCUCCAAGGGACAAGGCAUUGCAGUAAAAAGAUUGUCUAGGAAUUCUGGGCAAGGAGAUAUUGAGUUCAAAAAUGAACUGUUAUUAAUGGCCCAACUUCGGCAUGGAAAUUUAGUUAGACUCGUUGGCUUUUGCUUAAUACAAAAUGGACGGCUAUUAAUAUGAGUUUCUUCCUAAUAGAAGUCUUGACUACUUUAUAUUUGGCAUGGAAAAGCUGGAUGAGAGACACUGCCUUUGAUAUUGCAGACUCCACAUUAAAAGAUGGUUCAAGAAACGAAACAAUGAGAUGCAUUCACGUUGGCUUACUUUGUGUCCAAGAAAAGGCUCCUUGUAGACCAACCAUGGCUUCCAUUGUUCUUAUGAUUAACAGCAACUCUUUCUGUCUCCCAUUUCCCCUGCAACCUGCAUUUUUUAGUAAUCACGGAAGCUUCCCACUAGAUGUCCAACAUGUGGAGUAUAGUUUUGAUUAGGGCUGCACAAAGAACUGAGCAAGAUUAGACUUUAGCCUAAUCCAAAGUUUGGUUUCUUUCAUAGAAAGGACUAGAUUAGGCAACCUCUAAUCAUGUUUAAUCUAGUUGUAGCCCAAAAAUUAACAUGACCAGAUUUUGGUCCAUAGGAGUGGAAGAAUGAUCCAAUUAGUCUAGUACUCACUUAGU
Messenger RNA from Prosopis cineraria, 2315 nucleotides. RefSeq names its product cysteine-rich receptor-like protein kinase 29. The record is from RefSeq and is a predicted model, not a curated record. The transcript is spliced from 2 exons. The coding region runs from base 108 to 749 and encodes 213 amino acids. NCBI's taxonomy places the organism in Eukaryota, Viridiplantae, Streptophyta, Magnoliopsida, Fabales, Fabaceae.